Orussus abietinus is the source of this 1210-nucleotide messenger RNA. Its product is annotated as caspase-1. Bases 63 to 1040 code for a protein of 325 amino acids. NCBI's taxonomy places the organism in Eukaryota, Metazoa, Arthropoda, Insecta, Hymenoptera, Orussidae. The record is from RefSeq and is a predicted model, not a curated record. Gene Ontology annotation, molecular function: cysteine-type endopeptidase activity. The transcript is spliced from 5 exons. Gene Ontology annotation, biological process: proteolysis.
CCGUGCGAUCGCAUCGGCUAUAAAAAAGAACUUUUGUUCUCGCUGCGUUCUCUGUGGGAACAAUGGCUUCUCGGACAUUUUCAAAGGAAAGGCAGGAAGUUAACAAAGAGGAAACUAACUCGACUUCCGGAAGCCGCGUCUCCGACGUCGCUGGUGUCAGUGAGACUAACGUGGACGGGUGGCCUUUCAGAAAAUCGAAGUACGAAACAGACUUCAAAUCCACGAAGGCGUCCACAGGCUCGGUAAGGAUAGAUGUGGAUUCCGAAGUUUACGACAUGAGCCAUGAUAGACGGGGAGUGGCGUUGAUCUUCAAUCAUGCUCACUUCAAAAGCAUGCCAUCAAGACCCGGCACAGUAAAGGAUUGCAAAGACUUGGAACGGACGUUGACCGAUCACGACUUCGAAGUCCGCAUUUAUACAGAUCCGACCAUCGACACCAUCACCACUGCGCUCAAGUCCACUGCAGCUGAGGAUCAUACAGAUGCCGACUGCCUGGUCGUGGUUGCAAUGUCACAUGGGGAGUCGGGACUAUUGCACUCGUACAACACGUUAUAUCCCGUGGAGGUUCUUUGGAAAUUCUUUACUGCAGACCGGUGCCCAUCUCUUGCCGGGAAGCCAAAAUUAGUUUUCAUUCAGGCUUGCCGAGGGGAUCGCCUUGACGAUGGGGUGACAAUAAUUCACGAGACGGAUGGAGCAGCUAUAUUCAGCAUCCCUACCUAUGCGGAUAUUAUGAUCGCGUACUCGACCUACGACGGGUUCUUUUCGUGGCGCAAUCCUACUGCUGGGUCCUGGUUCAUUCAAUCCAUUUGCAACGAGCUGAAUCGCAAUGGACGAACGCGAGAUCUCCUGACCAUGAUGACUUUUGUCAACCGACGCGUGGGCCUUGAAUACGAAUCAUUUGUUCCACAUAAACAGAGCAUGCACGCCAAGAAACAAAUUCCAUCGGUUGUUUCAAUGCUAACGCGACUGGUUUACUUCCAUGAGAAAAUUAUGUUUCGGGAAAGUCAUGGGAAAGUCGAAGACGUUACAGAACAUAAGUAAUGUAAGUUUCCAGAGGGUUGUAACUAUUUAUUUUGCAAUAAAAUGGAAGGGAGAGAUUUAGAAGUUGUAUGCUCUUCACGGCACUUUCACACCACCUUAAAUGCAAUAAAUAUGUAUUUAAUUGGAAAAAUAAGAUGGAUUCACCUGUACCCCAUCAAUUUCUCUGUCGU